AGAAUUUGUAAUUAUUGAGAGAGACACACACAAGAAGAUGAGCCUCUCAGAUACAUCUAAGUUUAGAAGAUUAGUAAAAUGAAAAUGCUGUAACUGUAAUGAUUAGUGUAGGGUCCAUGAUUUGAUCACAGCCAAACCUAAUCAAUCACUUUACAAACGUAGACUUCACAAAUAUUUGUAAUAAUAAUAUCAUACCUCCAGGCUGAGGCUGAUGGCGCCACCUAAAUAUAUUCUUAAAUACCAUAUUAUUAAAUUGAGCUUGAAGAGCAAACUUUCUUCAAAUUCAUUGUCCAUGGGGUUCUGUAGCUGUACUCAUAAUCUGUAACUCCAUUACAUUCUUUAAUUUCUUGGCAGUGGCAAUGGCAAUGGCAAUGGCAAUGGCUAUGGCUAUGGCUAUGGCUAUGGCUAUGGCUUCCUUUUCUUUUUCUUUUCUCCACACCUGCACUUUAAAUCUUUGCUUUUUUUAGACCUGGACCUCCAUUUCCGGCCUUAAUCUAAGAUAUAGUCAAAGUUCCUGCUUUUGCUUUUUGCAAAGAAAAUUCUACUCUUUUAAUCACUUUUUCUUCCUUUACCCUUUUACUACUUCCUCUGUCUUCCUUCGCCAAUCACCAAAAAUUUUCACUUCCAUUUUUCUAUUGGAACCUCUCUCUUUUGAGUUCAAUAUAACUCUGUUUUGAGUGUGUGUUCUUUUCUUUUUUUCCCUUUCUUUCUUAUGGAAACAAUCAAACCCAAACCAUCUAAGAAGAGCAAGACCAGAUUUGCCAAGACAUUUCAGAAGGUAAUCAGUCUCAGGAAUGCAACUCGGAUUGCAUCUAGUAAUGGGAUCUGCGUUUUGGUUUCUCACAACAAAUUCAAGGAGGAUUCGAGUAUUCAUGGUGGAAAAUCCCAAAUCUUUGAGAGAACUGAAGAAGAUGUCAAAGCUCGAAACAGGGCAGUCAUGGAAGCUCUGGUUGCGAAGCUUUUUGCAAGCGUUACUUCAAUCAAAGCAGCUUACGCUGAGCUUCAAAUGGCACAGAGUCCUUACAAUAGCGACGCAAUUCAAGCUGCAGACCAGGCGGUGGUAGACGAAUUAAAGGUUAUUUCAGAGUUGAAACGAAGCUUUUUGAAGAAAGAACUCGAUCUCUCACCCCAAGUGACGUUAAUGCUUUCAGAGAUUCAAGAACAGCAAAGUUUGAUGAAAACCUAUGAAAUAACUAUUAAGAAAUUGCAAGCCGAAUCGGAGCAGAAGGAUAGCGGCAUUGUCGCUUUGAAGAAAAAGCUAGGCGAAUCAAUUUCGUUCAACAAGUCGUUGGAGAAGAAGCUGAACGCAAGUGGUUCUUUAUCCAUGUUUGAUAAUCUUCAAUUUCCACUGCUGAAUCCAACCCAUUUCGCCCAAUUCCUCCAUUACACCUUAAGAUCCAUCAGAAAUUUCGUGAAAUUGAUGAUUCGCGAAAUGGAAUCAGCAAGCUGGGACCUCAACGCCGCUGUCCAAUGCAUCGUCGAUUCCGACACCAAGUUCCCAGAGCCAACCCAUAGGAGCUUCGCUUUCGAGUCGUUCGUCUGCAAAACCAUGUUCGAGGGUUUUACAGCCGACGCCAAUUUCAUACUCCACAACGAUUCCCUUACCCAUGAUAAGCAGCUAAACCACCAAAUGUUCGAAAAAUUCAAGAAGCUCAAACCAGUAAACCCUAAAAUCUUCAUUUCUCAAAACCCCAACUCCAUAUUCGCUAAAUUCACCCGCUCCAAAUACCUCCAACUCGUCCACGCGAAAAUGGAAUGCUCUCUCUUCGGAAAUCUAAACCAGCGGAAAAUCCUGAACUCCGGCGGCGUUCCCGACACUACAUUCUUCGCCGCCUUCGCCGAGAUGUCGAAGCGCGUAUGGCUUCUACGAUGUUUAGCAUUUUCACUGCACAACGACGUCACCAUCUUCCAAGUAAGAAAAAACAGCAGAUUCUCUGAAGUUUACAUGCAAUGCGUUACCGAAGAGACCUUAUUUUCACCGGCGGAUAUGAACGAUUCCGCCGUUGGAUCCGGGUCAGAGCCCCGAGUCCGUUUCACCGUAGUUCCCGGUUUCAAAAUUGGAGAAACGGUGGUUCAGAGUCGGGUUUAUUUAUCGCCGCCGAGUCGCUAAAUUCCAUUCCCAUUACCGGUCGACAAGAAGAUUGAUUGUUCGGCAAAUCUCAGCCGUUGGAUGCUACGCUUCUCUGACCGUUAGAUCAAAAAACUUGAUUGCAAGAGAUUAGUAGUCAGCUUAAUGUAAACUAUUUUUAAAUUUUUUUCAAUGAAUUGUAUAAAUAUCUCUGUAUUAUACAGUCACACUUCUGCCAUAAUAUAUAUCACUACUUAUUAUUUAAUAAUAUGCUUCAAAUCAAAGCCUUCAAUUAGUUAUA
Molecule: messenger RNA, 2369 nt
Organism: Cucumis sativus (cucumber)
Lineage: Eukaryota; Viridiplantae; Streptophyta; Magnoliopsida; Cucurbitales; Cucurbitaceae
Product: protein GRAVITROPIC IN THE LIGHT 1
Exons: 1
Coding region: 713-2110 (465 amino acids)
Biological process (GO): negative gravitropism; response to red or far red light
Source: RefSeq, a predicted model, not a curated record